AUGACAGUAGAAACUAGAAACGAAUGGUAUAACCUUGUCGCUGAGUCAGACAGAUUUGUUGUUGAAGGCAAUGAAGCUUGCCAAGAAAAUAUCUCUCCAGCUCAAAGAUACACUGUUAACUUUUCAAAACUUCACUAUGAUGAUUUUAGUCUAAGCAACACUACUACAAAUGACUUUGAGUACCGGGACACAGGAGCAUGCUUCUAUAGAAAUUCAAUUUUAAGUUGUGGAGAUCAACAUCAAAAUUGGUUUGGAAUUAUUCCCGGAGAUGGUGCGGUGGCUAUAAGUUUAGUUAAGACAUCUGUAUAUUUCUACUCCCAUCUUGGCAAACCAAGGCCGCAAUUCAAUCACUUGAGUCAUAAAUCUACUGAUAACUUAAGCAGCGCAGUGGCAGGAGAUACAAAUUUAGUAUCAUCUGCGGACAGUCCUGUAACCAAUGGUCAUGAGGCGAACUUGAAUUAUUUACCUGCCUGGUUAGUGAUUGUUCGACGUGAAAAGGGUUCUGAUUUACGCGGUUGUGUAAUAAACAAAACUCAUAUACAGAAUGAUAAAUCUCUUUGUCCCUUAAUAUUCCAAGAACUAAAUACUGACGCUUUUAGCAAUAAUAAUAAUAAUCAAGAUGACAAUAAAUCUCUUACGCUUGCAAUGACAAAUUCUUUAAUAACUGAAACAACACUUACUCCGAAUGUUGCUACAAUGUCUGCAGUAACAACGACAGGUGCCAUAGGCAAUGCACAAUUAAAUGGCAAGAUAAAAAAACCAACGAAAAAGCUGUCAAUAAAGAUGAAAAGUGCUUCAGCUGGUAAUAUACCAGAAGAAUAUUCAUUAUUACAAUAUUUGGUGAAAAAUGAAAAUAUUAUGGAAUAUUUAAAACCCGGUGUACGAGACAGAUCAGUGUAUGAAAAAUUAUUGAAAUUGGAUGAAAUGGAGUUACUCAAUAAUCACAAAUUUGGAGUAUUGCUGUGCAGGAAAGAUCAAUCGACUGAAGAAGAAAUGUAUGCCAACGAACAUUCAACUCCAGCUUUCGAGGAAUUCUUGAAACUUUUGGGUCGUAAAGUUCGCCUGCGUAAUUAUUCCGGAUAUACAGGUGGACUGGAUUAUAGAAAUGACACAACGGGAUCGGAAACAUACGUAACCGAAUUUCGUGACUGUAACAUUGUCUUCCUUGUGUCAACUCUACUUCCAUAUGAACCAAAUAAAACGGAACAGCUUCCCAGGAAACGACAUAUUGGCAAUUCAUCUGUCACAUUUAUAUUUGCAGAGGAAGGUGCUAUGCCAUUUCAACCAGAUACUAUAAUAUCGGGAUUUCAGAAAGUGUUCAUAAUAGUUAGACAUGUUCGUUUAGAAAACAAUAAAUUCGCCUAUCGGGUGGCAGUAUGCCGGGAAAAGAAUGUACCUCCGUUUGGGCCAAUCAUAUCAAGUGAUUACUUAUUUGAACAUCAUACUUCUUUUGCUAAUUUAUUACUAACUAAAGCUGUGAAUGCAGCGUAUGCUGUUUUAAAGUAUUCAAAGUUUCGUGAAAUCAUGCAACGUUCACGAAGUGAUUACCUACAUCAGUUCUGCAAUGAACACAUAAUAACUACGGACAGUGAAAAUCCUAAACAAAGUAAAAUCCAAAUAUACCGAAGAAAUUCUCAAGAGAAGCUAAAACAAUUAAAAAAUUCCUUCAAAUUUCGAGGAAGUACAUUCACAUCAGUGGAUCGAGAAACAGUACCUGUGAAAUAUAAUCUGAACAAGGCGAAUUCAUUGAGUCAAAAUUUGCCUGCUGGUCGAAAAAAUAGUUUUACUUCUCAUUCUAAAGUUGCGGACAACUUGCAAAUAACUCGUCAACGCGUUAAACGUAAUCAUUCAGAAGUAUUGAAAUCUACUUUAAACUAUAAUGAUAAAAUUUCAGAACAAUCAGAAGAAAAUAUUCACCUAUCUAGUACAUUUCAUAGUCUACUGGAUUUCGGACAAAGUUUCUAUGUUGGCCUUAAAAAGUGGCAGAAGAUAGAUGGGUGGCAUUCAGUUAUGGAACUGUUUUCUAAUUCAUUACUUGCAAAUAAUGAGGACUAUACAAUGCAGAAUUCCAUCUACCAUUCUCAACUAUUACGCAAUCAUUAUUUCGAGACACAGAUUGGUAUUAGUCGAAAUUGGCUGUUAAUUUUCACACCGUACACUAUUUCACCAGAAUUAGCUAACAAAGUUUUACUAGCUAUCCCUGUGGUUUUAAUAUUCGCUUAUUUAUUUGAACAUAAUAAAAAAGUGCUACGAAUUUAUUUUGAUUGUGGACAGUAUGUGCAGAUUCAAGAUAUAUAUGAUUCAUCGGAUUCAAAUGGUCAAAAUACUCUGGAACAACUAAUAAGUUUUAUUUCUUAUUCGAUUUAUCCCAAAGUAUUGCAACAGUGUUGUCAAACUACAAUCAAAGUCAAAAACACCACAAACAGUUUCAAUAAUGUUGAAAAUCUUAAUACCUAUGAGCCUAAAGUUGUUGGUACUAUCAAUCAUGUAAAGCUACGAGAGACAAAUUCAACAACCCAUCAUGCCAGUGGGAUGAAAACUUUAAAUGCCACCACCAAGCACUGGUCAAUAUCAGAAUUGGGAUUAAGCCUAUCCUGUUUAAGUCCAAUAGAUGAUCACAGUUCCACUAAGACUUCCUAUUCUUCGCCAACUUCCCCUUCAUCCCUCAGUUGUAAUCCAUUUCCAUAUAUUUUAAACUUCCGCAAAACAGACAUGAAUUCCCACUUAUGUAAACAUACAAAUCAAAUUGUUCUGCAGAUUGGAUCCUAUCAUUUACCAGAAUUAAUACGUAUACUACAAAGUCGAAAUUCACUUUGGUGUUUGCAAAAGUUAAACAUAUCUUCACCAUUCCCCAAUUUAUAUUUCCCUUUAAAUUAUGAUUUACACUUUUCUACACAUUUAUUAGCUUUAUUAAAUAAGCUGAAAUUUUCAGCAAACUUUAAACUAAUCCUGUUUAACUUGCCUGAAAAUGAAAUAUUCAAUCGUGCCCAGCUACGACAUCAUUAUCAUCGUCAUAAUCAUUUGAAAAAACGUAAUCAUAUUAAUAAUAAUAUUAAUAUAAAGAAUGAAAUGCGUUUUUCACAUCCUCAGCUUAUCACAGAUAAUUAUUUGCACGAUGAUGAUUAUACUGACACUGACAAAUGUCCUGAAGAUUAUAAAAACUGUAUCAAUCAUAUCAUGAGUGCUUCAGUAAAUUUAACCUCAUCCGCAUCAAAUAGUGUACUAUCUAAUAACUUACCACACAUCAUCCAUGUUUCGAAUGCAUAUUCAACUAAAACUUCCCUCACACCAACAGCUUCCUUAGGCUCCUGGACUUUGAAUGGGACUGAUCGUUCCAGGAGCUCCUUAUCACCUGAUGUCCAACAGACAUUUCCUUCUGAUUUAUACCUGGAUUCCCAGUAUCAGGAAGUCAGUAAUUUGGUCACAUCAAAAGACAAAAGUAGUCCUGAAUUCAGUCUAAACAUUGAUUCUACACAGAAUUUAAUUGAAGCAGCAAACUAUGUUCAAUCAAGAAGAAGAACAAGAAGACCUGAACAGAUUUUAACGACAAAAUUAAAUCAAAUGGAUCUGUCAACUGGUAAUCUCUCUAGUAAGAGGGAUGCAGAUUUUGACGGUGAGACCAAAGUGAAAGUAACUCAAGAGAAUAGUCAAAUUAAAUCAGAUAAAGAAACGCCCAUAAGUGAAAUACGUGAUCAUUCUAACCAGUUUAGAAGAAACACGAAUAAUAAGACUCCUACAUCACCAGCACGUAUGAGUAAAAUCAGUGGAACAUCUUUGUGCACAGUUAACACAGAUUCACCAAGAUAUGCCACUGACCUUUCACUUGAUAGCUCAUCAACUUUAGACUUCAAUGUGACACACAUCCCUGUCAAAUGGAGGCGAGCUAAAACAGAAAAAACGAAUUCACAAUAUUGUACAGAUGCUAAAAUCGUUACAGUUCGUCGACUAGAAGCAACUGGAACUAAUGCAUGGCAUACAAAAAAUACACAUCCUACACUAAACAGAACUCAUAAGGUCGAACAUCGGUCAAACAAAUUAAAAGCGAACAGUAAUAAUGAUAUUAAGUGUACAACUCCAUCUCUAGACUACAUACCACCAGCAAAACAGAAAAGCAGGUUAACAAUAACUAAACAAACGUUCAUACAACCUGAAGAUAUAUGGAAACCCGACAGUACCAAAUAUAAUGUCACAAAUCACUUGUCUGAUGUAACACAAUUAAGUGAAAAUGAGCUGAGAAAUCGUCUGCAACGAAUAAGUAAAGAACUACACGUUGAACAAUCGCGCCGUUAUUAUCUCGCUAAUAUUUGUGCAGAUUUGCUGGAGGAGAAUCGUAAGCUUCGAACUGGUCAGUUGAAUGCGGUGGAUAUGAGAAGACAACAAACUAAUCACGCCAUUCCCAUCACCACCACUACUGCAACGAUAUCAGCUCAACCAAAUGAAUCAAUCCAGAAGAACGGUAAUGAUGCGGAUAGGAAAACAAUGUCGGGUCUUAUCGACAGUAAAAUCAAACAAACUAGUAGUAGUAACCCAAAUUUAUGGAACAGACCAAAAUUAAAAUCAUAUAAAUUUGAUAUUGAGACAGAUUUGUAA
This is a messenger RNA of Trichobilharzia szidati, 4590 nucleotides long. NCBI's taxonomy places the organism in Eukaryota, Metazoa, Platyhelminthes, Trematoda, Strigeidida, Schistosomatidae. The record is from the annotation of a GenBank genome assembly.